AUGGCCAGCACCACACAGCCGUGGCUCGAGGAUCUUUCUGAGGAAUGGGUCACGCAGCCCUCGCCAGAAACUCUUGCGCGCAACCAAGAGAGCCCGGCGGUUUCCCAGGCUAGCCAGAGCGCAGGAAAGGCCCGCAGUCGUCUCCCCCGCAUGCGCCAAUCCUCGGGCUCCUUCUCAGAGAUCCAAGUCCGCAACAUCGCAAAGGAGCUGCGCCCGCCAAAGCAACGCGGUGCCGGCCAUGAGCGCAGCCUCAGCGACUUGGCUGUCCCGACCACCUCGUCGCCGCAUGCGGCCCCACGCGACGUCUCGUUUUCCGACUUCUCCAUAUCGCAGGGCUCCGUCAUGCAAAAUGGCACCAUAGCACAGGACACCGUCGCACGGUCGCCAGUCAAGGCACGUGGGCCACAGGAUACACCGGAGUGGAGGCGGAGGCUGGUCAAUGGCAGUGGUGUGGGCUACGGCAACCAGACCGACCUCUUCGGCCCCACAGGCUUGGAGAACAUCUUCCAGAAGCCAGCCCCUGGCGCAUCUGAGGACUCAGCCCAACCGAAGCGCAGGCUUGGUUUGCUUAAGAGUCUCACCACCGUGCCGUCUAGCCCCCCGCCGUGGCCAGCCGUGCAGCAGGUCAAGGGCGCAGGCCAAGCAGCACAAAAGCACGAGCAGGUACAUCAUGCAGAUCAGGAGAAUCCUUCGCUGGACAACACAGAGCAAGAUCAAGGCACAUCGGUCUGCACCCAGGGACCAGGUCCACUGGAAGCGCGGACAGUGAGCGGCCAGAUUGAAUACGAAAACGAAAACUUCAGCCCUGUGUUUCUGACCAUGACUGCGAACAUGAACGUCAGCCAGUCCGCUAAGCCAGGCCCAAACUUCAGAGGAUCCGAGCUCGCCAACCGAUUACGACAGAUUGGAUCGCCGCCUCCCACUGUUGACCAGCCCUCUUACGACGAGAGCGCGUUAAGCUUCAGCCGUGAAGACUCAUCCCUGGCAAGGCUGCAGGAUGAAUCGCUGCCGGAAGGUCUUCCCACGGGCACGCCAGAUGUGGCUGAUGUUGGACGUCACGUGGAACUUCGAAGAGGCGGAUACUCUAGGGAAGGAUCUUUUCGUCGAAAGCCACUUAGUCCGUCGCCCGAGAGACCUGCUUCUGAAGCUUCAAACGGUCGUACAAGUACGGCACAAUCAAAACCUAGCGCAAAGCACCCUCUCCGAGAAAUCACCACAGACCCAACAACUCCCCAUCGAGGAGGACACGAACAGUUCCUAAGUCCAGACCGGGCGAAGAACUCCGGAAGUCCUCUCAAGCUAUUUGAUGCGCAUGACACCUACACGAGUAAUCGUAUCCAGCGGCGAUUGAGCCAGCUCGAAUACAAAUCCGAGAAGGCAUCUAGCGUCAAGGACGGCACAGCGGAGAGUACAAAAGUGGUACCUAAGACUUCAAGAUUGUCGUCAGUGGAAGAGAGGAGCAUGCAAAACAUUGACCAGUAUCUUCCAACACAACUCCACCGAAAAACGCCCUACAGGGUCGGUUCUUUCGGCGAAGGACAGCUUAACCAGUACCAGUUCUCGGGGGACUUUUCUGCUAUUUCGUCCGAUGAGGAUUGCCACGAUGAUACCGCACCAGACGAGUCACCAUCAACAGAUGUUGCACCACCUGGAAGUCGGCAACCCUUCAAAUUCCAUCUGGAAGAAUCACCAGCCCAGCGGACAUCCUCAAAAGCCAGAAGACAAGUGUCCAGUCACGGAGGGGACUCGAUAAGAAUCACCAGUCGACCGAAAUUUGUACCACACCGGAAGGUCACAACUCCCAAUAUUGAAGAGGAUUCAGAGCUCGCCCAUGAGUAUACCGAGGGGAAGAGAGGUCCGACGUCACCGUUCAAGAACCCGACGCCAAAGCGUAGAAGGACAAUCUGUUCUGUAGAAGACGACGGGGGCGACGAUGGAGAUGUCUUCAACGAUGACGACGCAGGCACCAUAAAACGCUCGCACGCAGCCAUACAAGCCGUGGUUAGUCACCACAAAGACGCUGGCCAUGACCCUUUCAACCCCGUCGCCACUUCAGAAACGCUAGCGCGGAGACACAUUCUAAGGCCCCGCAACCCCACACCUAGCCAGCGAAGGCGCGAGGAGAUCCAAGCAGAGAUCAUGGAGGCUACCGAAGCAUUCAUCAUGUCCUCACCAAAGCUCAACACUAUUCGUGAGCAGCUAGAACCGUCAAUGCUCUCAGAUACCGACAACGAAAGGGACCGAGCAAAGGCAGUUGCCAACCAGAUUGCCGCUUUUAGUAUGAGGAGGCAGAAUGGAUCGCGAGAUAAGACCCGCAAACGUUCUGUUACUACACAAGACUUCCUGGACGAGGCACUGAAAAUCAUGGACUUUAUCCGCACAAAAGGUCGCCCAACCAGUGGACUAGGCAGUCUCGAAGAAACGGAGGCUGAAACCGAGCUCAUCCAGGAGCGCAAUGACCCCUCUUCUAAUGUGUUGACAUUUGAUAGGCCCCCAAGCAAAGAGGGGCGCCCUUCGACGUGGAAGGAACCCAACAAGCAGGAAAUGGACGCAAAAAUCAUGAACCAUCUUCGUAAAUAUCAAGAGCACGAAAAUGACACAUUCCUCAACUCGUCCGUAAACUCUAUCCGCGUUUCACGCCUAGGUGGAUCGGCCAUUCCCGGAGAAAGCAUAGUUAUUGAGCAAAACGACAUUAGGAUCACGGACAACCGGAACAGGCAUCGGGACGACCACGAAGACGAAGACAACCAGCUGAACUCUCCACAACAUACGGCAGAUACCCAUCGGUCGCGGUGCUCAUCAUUUGGACAAACAGUAGUUACAAACGCCUCUCGCCGUUCGGAUCAUGUCGCUACCCUUGCACCUGAAGCGGUCGCCCAUCUUAUUCCGCCAGAAGUAGCUGGGAUGAGCUUUGACCGUGACAAGAAUGUCUGGGUUCGUCAAAAGUCUCCAUCCAGGCAGCAACGUCGCGAGGAGCACCCUAGCGGCAUGAAUGAGAGCGAAGAUGAUCCUUUUGGCAAUAUUCCUGAUUUGACUGUGGAAGACACGUAUGAUCAGGAUGCCAAGACAGGCUCACCAGUUCGUCUGCAGCCGACAGCAGAGACUAUUCUUGAGGACACCGAAAAACCAGAGUCUGACGAAGAAGCGCGCCCGUCAACCCGUGAGGGCAAUGGCGUCGCCUAUACAGAUACAAGCUCCGCGCCUUCAAAGGCUUCCAAUUUUGGGUGGAGUUAUCCUCGCCCUGACACGCGGGCUACUUCCUGGAGCACACAAGCGCCACGGAACUUGAGUACCAAAAUAGCACACGCACCUACCACUUAUGCCAUUCCAGAGUCUGAUGAAGAGGACGUCGAGCACGAGAUCCAAUACUUUGAGGGAAGAGACCGUGCUCCUCCGAGCGUACAACGUCCGCGGGUGCGUGACAUUACGAUUUCGAUCGCAGAGCGAGAAGUUCCCAACCUAGAACCACAGCCCGAGAAACCACAGCAGAAGCUUCGCCAGAAUGAGUGGGGGCCGUCAAGUGCUCAAAAGCGAUCGGAGAAGAAGCAGUCAACUUGGAAGCAGAUGAACGGCACCAGAAGCUCUUUCGCAUGGACCACCCAGCCGCCUACCUGUCUUCAACGGAGAUGGCGACUUGUCACUGUUGGACGAUGCUCCUUCAAGAAAUUAUCGGAUGCAGCUCUCGAUGAAUGUUUCUGCACCUCCCUUGCGAAAUGUGACCUGCCCGAGUUCACGCUCAAUCAGAUCGACGAAUUUGAUCUUCCAGAUCGGGUGGUCGUCAAACACGAUGGUAGUCGGUUCUCGAAAGCCUUGGAAGAUCGCUAUGCGCAAGGUACUGCGGAGUUAGUCAAGGCACUUCAAGAUGUGGAACCAGACGAGCCGUAUUGGGAAGAUCUUCGUAACGUCAGUCUCCGUAAGAAGGACCUCAGUAGCUUACAUCGUCUUGACGAGCUGUGCUACCAACUUGAAGAGCUUGACGUUUCAGACAACAAGAUCAAUCAAGUGGAUGGCAUACCGUACUCCAUGAGACGUUUGGCGGCACAAAACAACUGUCUAACCGGGCUUACUUCUUGGACCACUCUCGUCAACCUUCAACACCUUGACAUAUCUGGCAACGACAUUGAUGCACUGGACGGGCUCGCUGAGCUGGUGCAUCUCCGGAUUCUGAAGGCUGACAACAACAAAAUCAAGUCUCUCGAAGGCAUUCUGCAUCUUGAUGGCCUGAUGGAACUGAGCAUUGGUCGCAACGAGAUUGACAUUGUUGACUUUUCUCGGUCAAACCUGAAAUCUCUCACAGACUUGGACCUGCGAAAGAACCAGUUGCUCGAAGUUCGGAACCUACAUUGCCUACCGCAGCUUCAGCACCUCAAUCUUGAUGACAACGAGAUCGACGAAUUCCCUGUUGUUGACACACCACUGAAGCCCUGCAAGGUCCUACGGUCGAUCCGUCUCUGUCGAAACAGAACUACACACCUCGAUGUCGAAAAAUACUUCCCAAAACUCGAGUCGCUCUACAUUGAUGGCAAUGCGUUGACGCAGGUGUCAGGUCUAGAGCAUCUUCGACACUUGCGGACCUUUUCAGCCCGGGAACAGGUGCUGGAAUCCGAGUCAGACAUGGAGAUGUGUGCUAGCAACCUGGUUAGGAACACGGAAGUGCGCAACCUAUACCUCUCACUCAACCCCACAUACGGCCUGCACAUCUCGCAGCAUUUGUUGAGCCUUCAAAGGUUAGAAUUGGCAUCAAUGGGCCUCAAGGAACUACCGACCAACUUUGGUCAGCUCACACCAAACCUCCGGUCGGUUAACCUCAACUUCAACUCUCUUACCGAUCUCCGACCGCUCCUUAACAUUAAGCGACUGAGCGAGCUUUUAUUGGUUGGUAACAAGCUUGAACGACUGCGCGCGAACGCAAUGGUCCUGGGCAAGUUGGGCACUCUUCAUAAGCUAGACUGGCGGGAUAACCCGCUCACGCUGCGCUUUUAUGCCCCUGCGUCUGAGAACAGAAUCAUGUCACUUAGGCAGAAACCCUCGGAAGAACAGUUGAGGAACCGCUUCGUCAUGCCCGAUGGAGAAGUUGAGGCAGACGUUCAGCACCUUCUACGGCUGGACUAUGAGACCCGCAUUAGGCGACGUGUCACUGAGAUGAUGCUUGCUAAUCUAUGCAAAAGCCUAAAGGAGCUGGAUGGAUUACCAUUUGACAAGGCGCGCGUGCUUGUCAAGGAUGAUGUUUGGGAGCGUCUCUUGUUCCUCGGCGUUAUACAGCGCAAGCGGGCAGAUACAGCUGUCGAAACUGAGUAAUGAAAUGGUGUGAGAGUGGUGCGACGUGAGCACGCACAUAUCGCAUGCAAUUACAUAUGCAUACGUAGGAGCUUGGGAAAAUGGCGCGCCUUCAUGUAACAAAAAUCUGGGUUUAGCGUUUUCCUGGAGUUGGGUUGUUGUACUACUGGUCUGCUGGCACCAUGGAGUUGGAUGGCAUUCUUGUUUGGAGCGGGAUAUUUGGUAUCUGAGCAUCUUUAGGCGCAUAUACUUAGGUGCGGCUUGCGACGAGCUUCGUUGUUCGAGCGCGGAGCCAGGUUUAU
This is a messenger RNA of Pyrenophora tritici-repentis Pt-1C-BFP, 5579 nucleotides long. Lineage: Eukaryota; Fungi; Ascomycota; Dothideomycetes; Pleosporales; Pleosporaceae. The record is from RefSeq and is a predicted model, not a curated record.